UUCAGCCGAUAGUCGUCGCACAGCACACCACUAGCGAGUACACACAUCUAAUACUUUUGUCAUCCCUAGCUCGGAGUUGCAAAAAAAUCGUAUUCAUGAAAAAAUGGAAUUAGGCAAGAAAUUACGAGAAGUCGGGUGGCACCUGACAGAAGAGGGCAUUAAAAUCGUGACAACAGCCGUCGGCAGCGAGGAUGUCCGCAAAAUAGUCAAUGAUGCUCUGAAUCGAGAUCUGCGCGAUAUCGGCGGUGGCGCACUGCCCGCGAAACGCGAAGAUGCCACUUUGCCCGGUAAAAUUGUGCUGCAGGUUCAGCGUGUGCGAAAUAUUGCCGCUCCCAAAGCGAAUGAGGAAUCGAAGGCGGCGCCACGCCUCCUUCAGUUGGAUCUAAGUGAUGGGCAGAAUUCCAUAAAGGCCUUGGAGCUGGAGCCCGUUCCCCAACUGAAUCUCAAUGUGGCUCCCGGAAGCAAGAUCUAUUUCAAGGCCGAGAAACUGCAGCUUUUGCAGGGAUUCCUGCUGCUAAAGUCCAGUGAGAUUCAGCUGCUCGGCGGCCGUGUAGAUGCACUCUACGAGAAGUGGGAUCUGGCCAGGACCAUGAUGAGAUAUGCGCGCAGUGGGCGCCCCUUGAAUGGGACAUCAGCACCACCCCCGUGGGUGGCAUUUGGCCGAAAAAUCGAUAGCAACGCCGAAAGCGAAAUGAACUUCAAGAGCCUGGGCUCCACGGGCGACAAGGACAAGACGCCAAAGGAGAACGAAGAGUUCAAUGCCAUGCGCACAGAGGCCAUUGCCGUGGCCAGCAAGGCCGGCGGCAAGAAGAUCUUUGGCGGCGGUGGCCAGAACAUUAUCGAUCACAAUGUUAAGAAGAUCCUAGACAAGGGCUUCAGCGAGGAGGAGGCCCUUAGUGCCUUAUCUGCUACCCGAAACAACUUGGAGCGUGCCCUAUACAAUCUAAAAAGACGCAAUGAAGCUGGCGGAGUGGGUCCGAUUGAAUCCGUGGGUCGUCCGGGACGCGGAGAUCGUCCGCCCAGAGAGGGAAAGCGCGGAGCUAGCGCCAAGGACGAAGUUGAAGCAGCCAAGCCGGCUGCCAACACCACGCUGUUUGAUUUCCUAACCAAUAAACUGCCCGCCAAGGAAACACCGGCCGCUAGUAAUGCAGAAACCUUUGCUGCCGCUCCGACUGCCCCACCCACUACCAAUCAUUUCAAUCCAUUCAAGCAAUAUGGAAACUCGCGCUUCAGCGAGUCCGACAGCAAAUCUUCAGCUAUGGGCGGAGGCGGCAAGUUUGCAGAUCGUUCUAGGUUUGAGAACAACGUAUCGAGCAGCUUUGCCGCACAUCGUGGUGGACAUGUUGGUUCGUCGCGAGGCGGUGGCCGUAACCGAGGUGGCGGCAGGGACGAGAGGCCACCAAGAGAGGAGCGAUCCUACAGGGAAGACAGGCCUCCGAGGGAAGAAAAACCGACGAAAGAGGAGAGACCACCGCGAGAGCGAGGAGCCUUCAAUGAUCGUCCAGCUGGACGUUACAAACCAGACACGGCAACCGUAAAAACCGCCAAUCGCAAUGGCUCGGAUAACGCACCGGUGAAACCGAAUUCCGAGAUUAAGCCAGAUCAUGAAACAACCAAUGGGAAGGACCACACUGGCAACCGACGUGGCAGCGAUCGAGGCAGCAAUCGCGGAGGCUCCAAUCGAGCAGAGAACGGCAACGCCAAUGGCAACAGACGUAACAAGCCGGCAGCAAGCUCAAUUUCGGCGAGUUCAGUGGCGAAAUCAACAAAUAGCGCUGGCGAUGAUUUCAACGCCCGCUUGAGUAAGAUAACCGAGGAAACAGCUAAUCUCAAGGUGAGCAGUGCGCCCAAGCGAGAGAAUCGACGUAAGCAAGGAGGACAGGGGCAGGGACAAGCCAAUCGCCUGGCGGGAACGGGCACAGAAACACCGCAGCAGCAGCAGCCAGCUCAGUUGCUUUCGCAGAAGCCAGAGAAGGCUCAAACCAACCAAAAGCAUCAGAAUCAGCAUCUCAAUCCCAGGCACAAUUCGCACGCGAACUACAGUCAAUUGCCGAAUGGCUACACUUACGAUCCCAGCAAGAUCAUGGGUUUCCAGAGCAAGGAGGCCAACGAGUUUGCCAUGAGCCUUCUAAAGAGCCAGGGCGUCACACUGCCCAACCAAAAACAACAACAACAGCAGCAGCUGCAGGAAUCGUCACCCACGUCCUUUGGCCCCGUUUCAGCACCUGUUUCCCGUGCGCAACCUGCUCCAGUAGCUGUGCCACAAACUGCGCCAAGGGAGCAGUUCGGCAUGGUGCCAGGCGAUGCGUGGAUGUGGCAGAAGGGCGACUUGUGCAUGGCCAAGUAUUGGGACGAUGGAAGGUAUUAUGAGGCUGAGAUCACGGGCGUGUCGGAGAAAACUUGCGUGGUCUUCUUUAUGGGCUAUGGAAACCAUGAGGAGGUGUUGAAGGUCGACAUUCUGCCCAUCACCGAUGCCCAGAACAGACCACUGAGCAACUCAGCGCAGCAACAGCAGGCGCAUCUGCAGCAGCAGCAACCGCAUCUGCAGCAGCAGCAACCGCAUCUACAGCAGCAGCAACAUUCACGCUACCGCGGAGAUCGUCAGACGCAGCAGCAGCAAGUCUACGUGCCGCCCCACAAACGAGAGCAUUGAGACAACAUGGUAAAAGCCUGUUAACAACGUAUUUAAAUCAAUUAAAAUGUUUCGAAUAAACAACUUUACAGAGUAUUGAAACUA
Messenger RNA from Drosophila simulans, 2737 nucleotides. It is a transcript of the gene Tdrd3, whose product is annotated as tudor domain-containing protein 3. The record is from RefSeq and is a predicted model, not a curated record. Lineage: Eukaryota; Metazoa; Arthropoda; Insecta; Diptera; Drosophilidae. Gene Ontology annotation, biological process: mRNA processing. The coding region runs from base 104 to 2653 and encodes 849 amino acids. Gene Ontology annotation, molecular function: protein binding; RNA binding. Gene Ontology annotation, cellular component: nucleus; cytoplasm. The transcript is spliced from 4 exons.